GAAUGAUUUAGUGCCGCUGCAAAGUUUUGUCUUUAUUACAAGCUUAAAACCAUCUGUAUGAUAAGAAAUAGCAAACGGUAGCAAUUUUCCCUCCCCCCGAUGACGAACGUGAACAAACCACACGUUUAAAGUAUAAUUUCUUCUGAACAUCAGAAAUAGAAGAUAGCCGCUUCAUCAAGAAACUAUGACUAAAGAUGCCAACGACCCGAACAGGAACUCCGUCGUUCCCAUCUACUCCCACGUCGUUUAGCAACUCCUCGCGACGCGGGAGGUCGAGGUUUCAUAUGUGCGAAAAUUUUGGCUCCGGCGACGCGGACAGCAACGGAUUGUCGCCGUCCUGCCCGUCGUCCUCUGUGUCCGCCGAGGACGAUGAUUUUGAUAAAGACUGCGGUAAUUAUGGGUGUCCACAAGAAAGUGAAAGAACAAUUGGAGGAGAUGAAAGUGAAACGCAGCCGCUUUUCGUUUCUCGUCCCUCAACAGCAAGAACGCCCACGCGAGGACGGGCAGGUUAUUCUGGGCAAGAAGUUCUUUCUCGAAAAAGACAACUCCUGGAUGAAACAAACUUUCCGGCGUAUUUUCCAC
Molecule: messenger RNA, 582 nt
Organism: Amoebophrya sp. A120
Lineage: Eukaryota; Dinophyceae; Syndiniales; Amoebophryaceae
Source: the annotation of a GenBank genome assembly